Molecule: messenger RNA, 5527 nt
Organism: Aplysia californica (California sea hare)
Lineage: Eukaryota; Metazoa; Mollusca; Gastropoda; Aplysiida; Aplysiidae
Product: dnaJ homolog subfamily B member 1
Exons: 1
Coding region: 304-1347 (347 amino acids)
Biological process (GO): negative regulation of transcription by RNA polymerase II
Cellular component (GO): cytosol
Molecular function (GO): protein-folding chaperone binding
Source: RefSeq, a predicted model, not a curated record
AAUGUUCGUGUAUCUUCGGCUACAAUCGCCAGCAUUCGUGCCAGUUCGCGGUGUUUUGUGCGGACGUAUAAAACAUUCUUGACAACUGUUGACCUCAGAUUUUCAGAAGUUUUGUGAACUCCGAGAAGAGGACAUUUAAAUCUUUUCUCGUUGUGUGAAUUUCAUACAACGCUUCAAGUGAAUAACAAGCGAACAGUCUUGAUUCGCAGUGUGCAGUGGUGAAAAGCAGAUCAAGUCUUGUGAGUGCCACUUUUGGACUUCACUUUGCCUUGUUUUACUUCGUGUGAACGCAGAGAGGUAAAUAUGGGGAAAGAUUACUACAAGGUUCUUGGCAUCGCCAGGGGUGCUUCGGAGGAGGAGAUUAAAAAGGCCUAUCGUAAAAUGGCUUUAAAGUAUCAUCCGGACAAAAACAAAUCUCCAGGUGCUGAGGAGAAAUUCAAGGAAAUUGCUGAAGCUUACGACGUUCUAGGUGAUGCUCAAAAGAAGGAAGUGUACGAUAGGUACGGAGAAGAAGGCCUGAAGGGAGGAAUGAGCGGUGGCCCGCCGUCUGGAGGCGGCAGUCGUGGUGGAAGCCACAGUUACACCUUCCAUGGAGAUCCACACGAAACCUUUAGAAUGUUUUUUGGCAACGAAAAUCCGUUUGAGAGCUUCUUCAGCUUUGGUGGCCCCCAGAGUCAUGGUGGCGGUAUGGGGCGGUCUCCUUUCUUUCAGUUCCAGAGCAGUGGUCAUGACGAUAUGGACGUAGAUGACCCGUUCGGUCAUCAUAUGUUUGGUGGGCAGAGUUCGCGUCCGAAACGUCAAGAUCCAGCUGUUGUCCGAGAGUUGCUCGUAUCAUUAGAGGACAUACUGUCGGGUACGACGAAGAAACUCAAAAUCACACGCAAAGUCUUGAAUGCAGAUGGUCGAAGCUCUCGUACUGAAGACAAAAUCCUGACCAUUGACAUUAAACCCGGUUGGAAGGCAGGUACCAAGAUCACGUUCCCAAAGGAAGGUGACCAGACACCUCAUAGUGUCCCUGCUGAUGUUGUGUUCAUUAUCAAAGACAAACCCCACCCUCUCUUCACAAGAGACGGUAAUGACGUUAGACACAAAGUGCGUAUAUCUUUGAGAGACGCUUUAUGUGGUGCCACAGUUCAAGUGCCAACCCUCAGUGGUCGUAGAAUCUCUCUGCCAUUGAAUGACGUUGUAAAGCCAACUACUCAGAAGAGGGUUCAAGGAGAAGGACUUCCAGUACCCAAAAAUCCCCUGAAGCGAGGGGAUUUGAUUGUGGAGUUUAAUGUUGUGUUCCCAGACAAAAUACCUCAAGCAACGAAGGAAAUUCUGAAGGACUGUAUUCCACCUUCUUAAAGUGUUCAAACUUUUGAAAGUGUUAGACAACAGUACAUCGAUGCUUGAAGUGUAAAUAUGUGCAGUUGUAAAUAUUUGCAAUCGUGUAGAUCGCCAGGUGCGUGGAGUACAUGUCACUUGUGAUGUAAAUUUUGUGGAUCUUCAACAAGACCUAAUGAGGGUGUAACUCGUCAUUUCGUCGCACGGUCAUCUCGUCACACGGUCAUCUCGUCACGCCCCAAUUAUGUGUGACAAAAUGACUUUGCUUUAUAUCUCUCCAAAAUUGAAAUUGUUUUAUGCUAGAAUCUAGAUCUAGAUCUAGAUCUACAUCUAGUAGAUCUACUAGACUUUGACGAUUGGUCUGAAACUUUUUUUUGAGUUAUAUAUAUAAAACUUAUUAAUCAUGUAGGCUAAAUUAAAUCUUUGAAAUGUCCAAACUGUUCCAUGAGAGAUCUAGAUCUAGAUCUAGUUGAACAAUAGUUUCAAUAAGACAUAAACAAUGUCUGGUAAAGAGUUGAUAAAAGGCUUUGUUUGAAAGUAAGGUAGGUUUCAGGUUUUAGCACAAUUACAGUACCGUGGCGUACAUUUCUAAAUAAGCUAAUUUAUUUUGAACAACUAGUUCUAGAUCUAGAUAUGAUCUUGCCAAUCACACCUUUCAUCAAUCUAAAACCUUUGUUGAUCUGACUCGAUAGCUUUCAAUAUUGUCAAUAAUGAUGUAUAUUUAUGAAUGAUGUAGCUGAUCAGGAAGGCCCGACGACUCGCACAGCCCCAACCCUCCCCCAAAAAUUGUGAUUUGCGAUUGCCAAUUGCCAUGACAAUGCGCAUUUGAUGUAAGUGUGCUACGAAAUGACCGUUUCGAUUCAAUCUUGUGGAUUUGGGUUGUGAUGAGAUGACAGUGUGACGUCUUGACUGCACCGGUGUGACGAAAUGACUGGUAUUCGCUAUGACUCAUGACUAUGAGCUAUGGAAUGGACUGCUACAUUAUCUUGCAGUUGAAAGUCUAUUUAGGCAGACUAUCUUCUGUGAAGAUUAUUUUUGAGAAUCGAUUCAAGCACUAGAUCUAGAUCUAGAUUUGUUACAGGUUCUACACACAUCAACAUUUUUUAAUCAUUAGUCUUCAUCAGUUUCCUGUUGGCUCCCUCCCAUCUUUCAAAAUAAUAAUUUUGUAACGGCAGUAGUCCGAAGAAGACUUUUCUAUAUAUCGAGAGGAGUUCCGCAGAGGGCCGGCACUUACCGUGACAAGGUCCACUGAGUUGAGCAAACUAUACAAGCGUGAGGGUUAGGGACAGGGUUAGGGUUUAGAGUUAGGGUGAGGGUAUACCCCGCUCAAAUCCCCUCUUUUGUGUGUUGUUGGUCGGCCGGCCCUCUGCGGAACUUCUCCUAUAAUCUCUUACUAAGGUGUGGAGGAGCCUAAACCUGCAUUAAUUGAAGGCAACAUGAAAUUUAUGCUUGUUUGGUGUGAUUAACAACAGAUAUAUUCUACCAACAACAUAUUGAAUGUUUGUAAUGAUUCUGGUUGAAUAGCAAUGCUAUGAUUAAUUUUUCAACUUCAGGAAUGAAUGUGAAGGGCGAUUGAAUUUUCAGAAGUCUGCCAGUAACAUGAUGAGAGAUCUGGGUUGGAUUUUCUUUAGUACUGCUCUGUGAUAAGGAACUACAUUGAUUUUGAUUUCUCUGUAAAAUUUAUUAAGUUUUUUGUCUUGUUUUUCACAGAAGUUUUGCUAAUUAUGAUAGGAUUUCAAUCUGUGAAGUCGAAGUGAACCCCCAUGAAGUGUUUUGGCUGUCUCGUCAUGCAUGAUGUGGGUGCUCUUCUUAUUAGUCCUACACCCCUUUUAGUUUUUUGUUAGGUGGUCUUGUAAUCUAAGCAUUGACAUUGUACUUCUUGUACAAAGUUAUAAUUGUAACAAGGUUGCUUCUCACUGUACUGUUGUUGUUUAGUUUUUGACAGUUUGAAACAACAUCACAUGGAUGUUGACCCGUGGAACCCUGUUCGUUAGAUUGGCUACGGUACUGAUGUUGAUGUGGUGUCACAAAGUGCCAUCAGUCAGAAAUUUAUUUCCUUUCAAAAGUUGAUUGGGAAGAUUGAUAUGAUGGUGCCUUUUUUUUUCUCCCAAAAUCAUGUAACUUACAGUGAAAGUUUCACAAAUUCAAUUUAAGACUCUUGACCCAUUCAUGCAAGUGUAGCAAGGUAGAGGUUUUGGUAUUUUUGCAAGUUACAAAUGCUGAUUCAGCUCAAUCUUGACUAGAAGAUACUGUUGGUUUGUUUGGCUUUUUAGUUCAUUUUCUUGUAGUUGUUCCUGUUGAUCAGUGUAGUAGUUGACUCAACAGUCUUGCAUAAUUUUGAAUUGAGUAAUGCAGUCUGUGAAGAGCAGGAGAAACAAGUGACAGCUGAAUUCUAGUGUAUACAGUGGAGUAGGCUUUUAACGGUUUAACCUGAGCACUGAUGAUGUACUGAAAACGGCGAUAAACUGAAAGAAAAUAAAAUCCCUGCGUUUUUCACUUUUAUUUGAGCAAACUCUCUAAACCUUUAAAACCAAAAACCCAGUAAAACGUUACAAAAUCAGGUGGCCCUGCAGAUUUCAGUUAAAGUCGACUCCAUUGUAUAGAGGGUCUAUUUAUAUGUGUGUAUGUAUUCAAUUAUUCAAUGAUUCCAUUUCAAUGACAAGAAUGCAGCUGGUACCAGAAAUGCUAACCUAACAAUAACAUAGGGAAAUAAUUAGUCAUAAUGUUUCGUUCGAGUUAAUUAACAAAGCAGCAGCUUAGUGAGUAUUUAUAAUUUAUUUGGUUUCAUUGUGUAAAUAUUUGAGGGCACAAUUGAAAUACUUUGCGUUUAUCGCUCAGGUGAAGGUCACUUCUGUCUGUCAUACUGACAUGGUUAUUGGUCCAUCCCAGAAAAAUGUCAUUACUGUUACUAUUUCAGUUGAGUGUGGCAAAGACGUCAGGGUAGGACAAAAAUGUGUUUGUCGCAUCCAUUAUAAUGGUGAUUCGGGUAAACCGAUCAAAAUAUCAAAUAGCCUAGAUAUCAGUUGGGGGAUGGAAAAUUAGAGCUUUCUAGUUUUCUGUGUUGAUGAUAUAAUAUAGGCUAUGUCUCCGACUGUAAAUUCACACCCGAGGAUUUACGUACCUGUUUCGUCUUGCUCUUUACUUGUGCUGGUGUUUCUGUGGUUGCAGAUGCUUUGUAUUUGUUUCAACACCGUGUAGUUUUUGUUUGCUUUUUGCUUUCCCUUUGUGGAUUAUGAAAAAAAUUGAAGCUAAAGCUUCAAGCAUAGUGUACAUGUACAUUGAUUACAUGUUAUUAAGAACACAGACCUUGUUUUUUUCCAUGUUGGCCAGUGACUGUAACUGUAACACAAAAUUUUAUAAAAUACUGACUGCUUCAUGUGCAAUUUAUGAUCUCGUCACCUUUCACUCUCGCUUUUGACUUUUUGUCUUAAACUGUAACUGGGACUCCUUUUAUGUACAAUAUUUCUUGUGGAAACAAUAACUUUUUCAAAUUUUAUUAGUUUUUGGUGAGAGGAGUAGAAAGAAAAAAUCAGACAAAAACUAGCACACUCCACUGUCUUUCAUUCUGCAACUUACAAGUAUUCAUAAUUUGUUACUUUAUUUUUGUGUAAAUUUUAAUUGAGGACUGAAAGUGGGUUACAACAAGCGGGAAACUGCUCUUUGGUUGGUUGAGUGAAAAAAAGUUCGUGUGUAUGAGGAUUGUAUGUGUGUGUGUGUGUGUAUGUAUGUUUGUUUUGUAAAGAGAGAAAGAUAUUAUCAUUCUGAGAAAAUGGUUGUGAUGAAAAUGAAAAAGGUUGAUUUCUCCGAAAACUUUGUCAAAUGGUCGUGAGUUUGUGCUCUUUUCCCAUAAACUCCGGUGCUGUUGUGAUAUAAGCGUUUCAGAUAUAAUGCAGUAUAGUUAGUCCGUAUUUUUAUGUCCUUGAACAAAAUUCUCAUGAUCAUGUGAUGGAUGAAUGAUCUAUUCUGUUUUUAAACAUUUGUUUGUUUGACAGCAGUGUUAUUUGUGUAGUCUCCCACAUGACAUGUCAUAUUUAUUGCUCAUUGAAGACGAUACAGAUCCAGACUACGUUGCUUUUGUAGUCAUAACCAGUUGUUCUCAAUGUGAAGAAAACAUGAGGACACAGUGUAGGGGAGGGACUCUUCCAAGAAUGCAAUAUGUGCCUAUUGAUACUGUUAUUAAAAUCAAUAUUAUAUUUCACAA